Thermothielavioides terrestris NRRL 8126 is the source of this 885-nucleotide messenger RNA. RefSeq lists its product as uncharacterized. Bases 198 to 806 code for a protein of 202 amino acids. Lineage: Eukaryota; Fungi; Ascomycota; Sordariomycetes; Sordariales; Chaetomiaceae. The record is from RefSeq and is a predicted model, not a curated record. The transcript has 2 exons.
CUCAACAAGCUGUUGCCCGCGGUGUCCUCCUCGUAUCCUGACCAAUCAAGCCGGAUCGUGCUAGGAAGCGCUCGAACCUGCGUGCCGUCGUCGCCUUGACCACCGGCAAGCAGGCAACUGGCACCUUCCGAAGGAAUUGACACAGCAAGGGCGGCUUUUACCUUCUUUCCUUUGGGGCCGUCGGUGAAGCUGGCAGCAUGCCCAAGUCCCACGAACGGCCUGUGCGGUGGCUGCACUUGGUUUCCGGUGCGGACGUGGCCAGCAUGAGUGUACGCUUCAGGCUGGGGCUCAGCAUCUCUGGCUGGGGCAACGCGCAAACACCUCCCAAGGUCAGAUGGGGAUGGGAAAGCACUGCAAGGGAAAAAGCAAGUUCGUCUUUUGUGUGGCGGGGGCUGCGCAGGAACGCCGGCCAUGAAACGCCGGUUUUUGGGCGCGACGUUGAGGCCUUGCUAUUCACUCACUUUCGGUGGACGGGACAGGGCCCGACACCGAGCCCCUUUGCCCGGAGCGGCUCUACCCGGCGGACCAGUCACGCGCCUCUACGAUGUCCCUUCCUGAACCACGUCGCAGUCCUAGGAGCUAGGACCACGAUCCAUCACCAUCAACGGCACUCAACGUUGGGCUCAUUCAUCCCCGGUGCAAACGUUUCCUGGCCACUCAUCGAGGGAGGCCUUCCAUUGUCACCGAGGAACGGGCCCACCCGUUCGCCCCGUCGUCGAUGGCGGAGUCUCGAAUUGCCCCCUAUUGCUUGGGACUGCGACGAUUUCACCAGUCUCCUGGGCCUGCGUUCGAAACACGACCGGUGAAAUUUGGGCGUUCAAAACAUGACCGGUGAGAUUUAGCCCCUGAGCAAUCUGUUGAGUAUGCAUUACACUGUCACGAUUG